Messenger RNA from Camponotus floridanus (Florida carpenter ant), 1538 nucleotides. RefSeq names its product metalloendopeptidase OMA1, mitochondrial. The record is from RefSeq and is a predicted model, not a curated record. Gene Ontology annotation, molecular function: metalloendopeptidase activity. Gene Ontology annotation, biological process: mitochondrial protein processing; protein quality control for misfolded or incompletely synthesized proteins. The coding region runs from base 170 to 1417 and encodes 415 amino acids. Gene Ontology annotation, cellular component: mitochondrial inner membrane. The transcript has 9 exons. NCBI's taxonomy places the organism in Eukaryota, Metazoa, Arthropoda, Insecta, Hymenoptera, Formicidae.
GCUCUAUAAAUAGUAAAAAUUAAUGAUCAUUCAUGAUUAUAUUGAAGUUUGUUAUCCCUUGUCCCUUGGACGGGAUCGAACGUGUUAGUAAAAAACACGUGUUUUAACUUCUUUCCAAGAGGACUCCUUUUUUGUUUUUGAGUCAACAUGGACUAAAGAAAGCUAGAUUAUGUUGUUCAUUCUAUCAAGGAAUUUGUGUCAAAGAAACAUUCAGCGAAGUGCAACGAACAAUCUCGUUCGUCCUAUAAGAAAUCACUGUUGUGCCUGGCAGCGUAAAAAUCUUCCCAGUCAAAGUACAGUUGACUGUAGGAAAUUACAAUGCUUACUACUGCAGAAAUGCUAUUUUCACACUACACAAAGCUUGUAUAUUCCACCAUUUGUUGCUAUAAUUUUACGUCCUGCUUUACGCGUUGGUGCGUUCCUGAUGGGACGUGGGAUAAAGAAAUGGUGGACACGCAAAUCUGAGAAAGAAAAGGAGGAAUACAAACAAUGGGUCAAAGAUAGGAGCAAUAUAAUUUUAGGUUGUUUUGGACUGUAUGGCCUUAUAUUAUUUAUUUACUAUGUAACACAUCUCGAAACUGAUCCAUUAACAAAACGUUCGAGAUUUCUAAUCUUUAACAAGGAACAGGAGAAACAAUUAGGGCAGAUGGUUCUUGAAAUUCAUUUAAAAGCUCAUAAAAAAGACUUGGUACCAAAGACUCAUCCAGCUUACAAGAGACUCUUAAGGGUGAUUGAAAAAAUUUUGGUAGCUAAUAAAGAUUUGAAGUCAAUAAGAGAUACAGAAUGGACUUUAACUGUUAUUAAUACACCACUAUCAAACUCGUAUAUUUUGCCAGGUGGAAAUAUCUUUGUCUCCUUAGAUAUCUUAAAAAUUAUAGAAAAUGAUGAUCAAUUGGCUAUUGUUUUAGCUCAUGAAAUGGCUCAUUCAUUGCUUUUACAUUCACUCGAAUCAUUGUCUGAUCAGUUAUUGUGGGACUUUUUAAUAGCAGUACCCAUAUUAUUAGUUUGGGCAUUAUUUCCCGAUGUAACGGCUUUUAUAAUUCACAUGAUAGGAGAACGAAUUAUCAAUAUUAUGUAUAAUCUUCCAUAUAGUAGAGUUUUGGAGAAUGAAGCUGAUGAAGUAGGACUUAAAUUGGCUGCAAAGGCUUGUAUUGAUAUUCGUGAAGCAGUUGUAUUUUGGGCUACAAUGAGGACGCUUACAGAAAUGCAUUUGCUUCCUCCAGAGCUACCAUGGAUAUCAUCACAUCCUAGUCAUGGAGACAGAGAGAAAAAGUUGAAUGAAGAAAUGACAACAGCAAUAGAAUUACGAAAGGAUUCAGGAUGUCCAAUAUUGCCUGCAGUAGAUCCAAGAAAUAAAUUCUACGAACGAUCGGCAAAAGAACAGGAAAUUUAUUUUAAACAAAGAGGAAUCAUUUGAUGAGGAAAUAUCAAAUAAUUUUGUCAGAUUAUCACGCGCGUGCCUAUUCAACAAAUAUGAUUUUUUCUUAAAAGUUAAAAUAUUUUUAAAGUAUAAGUCGAGUCAGUAUAUUGUAAUUUAU